Molecule: messenger RNA, 852 nt
Organism: Dioscorea cayenensis subsp. rotundata (Guinea yam)
Lineage: Eukaryota; Viridiplantae; Streptophyta; Magnoliopsida; Dioscoreales; Dioscoreaceae
Product: two-component response regulator-like APRR5
Exons: 3
Coding region: 21-749 (242 amino acids)
Biological process (GO): regulation of flower development
Cellular component (GO): nucleus
Molecular function (GO): protein binding
Source: RefSeq, a predicted model, not a curated record
CCCUUUCACUUCACAAAGCCAUGUUUCACUACCACCAAGAUCAUCAUCCCAACAACAACAACAACAACAACAACAUGCUUUCAAGCUUGUUUGAAGGGUCCUACAACCCUCCAUUGUUCACAAACUCAUCACCAUCUUCUUCAUCAUCUUCAACUUCUUCUCUCUUCUCUUCUUCUCUCCCUUCUUGUCAUCUCUUUAGAAGCACUAGCUCCCACUCUUUCUCUCUUCACAACACCACCACUACCACCACCACCACCACCACCACCAACUUACCCUACUUCUCUCCUUCUUCUUCUUCUCCACCUUCUUCUUCUUUUGACUUCCUUGACUUCCAUGCAGAGCCUGUCCGCAGAGUCUACAGCACUGGCGACCUUCAGGGGAUGAAUGUGGUGCAAGUUUCCAGCGAUCUCAUCGGGCAAGAAGGCGGUGGGGUUACCGGAAAAAUUGGCCGGUAUUCAGCUGAAGAACGGAAGGAGAGGAUUGAGAGGUACAGAAGCAAGCGUAACCAGAGGAAUUUUCAAAAGAAAAUCACUUAUGCGUGUAGAAAAACAUUGGCGGAUAGUAGACCAAGAGUGAGAGGCCGAUUUGCGAGGAAUGGAGAAGCCGAAAUGGAAAAUGAAGGUGGAGUGAUUGAAAGAAAUUAUCACGAAGAAUACGAAAAUUGUAACUAUGAUCAUAAUGAUGAUCGUCGAGACGGCGGUGCGGGUGGUGGCGGAGAAUGGUGGGGACAAAUGAAGAAAAGUACUUGAUUGUGCUGAUGAAGAAGAGGAAUUCUAUUAUGACAAUGAUGUGUGGGUGAAUUUCAUGGAAGAUCUCUCUGUGAAUCUUAUGUCUUCUUAAUAGAUUUUAAAA